This is a messenger RNA of Phytophthora infestans T30-4, 405 nucleotides long. RefSeq lists its product as uncharacterized. Lineage: Eukaryota; Oomycota; Peronosporomycetes; Peronosporales; Peronosporaceae. The transcript has 4 exons. Bases 1 to 405 code for a protein of 134 amino acids. Gene Ontology annotation, molecular function: O-methyltransferase activity. The record is from RefSeq and is a predicted model, not a curated record.
AUGAGUGCACAGCCAACUUUCAAUGGACCCUCGGCCAAGUGCCUCGAAUACGUCAAACAACACGCAGAGCGCGGCAAUCCGACCUCCGUCAUCAACUGCAUCGACGAGUUCGCGUCCACGAACCACAUGAUGAACAUUGGGCAAGUCAAGGGAGCCGUGAUUGACGAGGAGAUCCGCAAGAAAAAGCCAGUCGUGAUGGCAGAACUGGGCGGUGAGUUGUACUUCAUCGACCACGAGAAGACGGUCUAUUUGUCCGAUCUAAAGCUGAUUAUCGGCAGUCAAACGUUGGCUCCCGGCUCUUUUAUUGAGAACAACCCUCAAUUCUCGACUGAGCGCCACACGAUCAGUUGUGGACGUGACGGCCUAUUGCUGCCAGACCUUUCCAUCGCCACAUCCUUAGGAUAA